CGCAGAAAGACCAGCAACAGCGGGACCCGCUCUGUGCCCCAGGCGGGCCGGGCUCCGGCCGCGGGAUGUCGCGCACCCCGGAGGGGACGGAACCAGACGGGCAGCGGGAGGAGGAAUCAGCGGAGCAGACGAAAGGGAAACACCAAAUGCCGCUCUCCGCCCUGUCCGCCUUCAGCUACAUCCCGCCCGGCCGCAGGGACCCCCCGGAGCACAGCUACUUCCACCAGGAGUUCAAGACAGGGAUUGUUUCCACAUAUGACUCCAUUUUUAAGAGGCCAAUGGGUUACAAUGAAAAACUCCACCGAUGUGACAGAGAACAUGCAAAUAGUCAAGGUCUGAACAUUAAUGAUGAGGAACUGGCAAGACCCAGUGCUGUUUUGUCCUCUUCAGAAUAUGGAAGACACAUAAAACAGCCCGUAGAGCAGUCGAUCAGAGAUUAUGCAAGGAUUAACCGAGUGCAGGCUGAGUUCUACAGGAAAAAUGGAGUCACCUGCUUGUUGGAAAAACCUUCUCAAAGUCUCGAACCAUCCUAAAGCUCCUGUCCCCACCAGCCAUCGACACGAACAUAGUAUAACACAGUUUUCACAGCAAUAAGAAAAUGAAGAUUGUUUUGCCUUUUCUUGUAACACUUUCCUUUAGCUGGUCAGUGUGACUUUGAUAACAAAAAAAAAAGAAAAAAAAAAAAGCCAUAACAGCUGUCAGUUUCCCCAUGUUAGUGUAAAUGUACCUUGACAUUUCAUUAAAAUCUUG
This is a messenger RNA of Mauremys mutica (yellowpond turtle), 750 nucleotides long. RefSeq names its product chromosome 2 C5orf49 homolog (gene CFAP90). The record is from RefSeq and is a predicted model, not a curated record. Bases 66 to 533 code for a protein of 155 amino acids. The transcript is spliced from 3 exons. Lineage: Eukaryota; Metazoa; Chordata; Testudines; Geoemydidae.